UCAGAUACACACACGCAGCCAGGCCAAGGGCAUGACCGCAUGAUGCACUCAUAUGCAUGCAUUCCUCGCCCCCAUGCCCGAACUUGAAGCCUGUAUCCUUAAUUUGCUUUGGCAUCGCCCACUCCCAGUUUCGCGAGGCGGCAUGUAUACAGAAUGCUGCUACCAUGGCACGAGUAAUUGCAUCGCAUUGCGUCCUUUCCCUUUGCCCCUUGAUGACAGGAGUAGGAGCCGUAGCUAGGACCCAUGCAUGCAUGUUCGCUUGGUAGCUCUUGGUUGGAGGUUUAUGGCGAGUGAUAGCCGAGACGGGAGCCCAAAAUCUGGGUCUGAUCAUGAUCUGGGGCAGGAUCGGAGGGCGGGGGCCGCCACCGGCCGGCUUUUCUUUCCAAGUGGGGCAACCAUUGGCUUGUUGAGACGUGCAUGAUUUCGUCCUCUCUUUCUCCCGUGCUUUGCUUUGAUCAUGGCGCCGCGCCGGGCGCCGGCCCCUCCGUCCCUGACCGCCUUGUUUCCCUGCUACCAGCGCAGCAGCCGCUACUUCUUAUUUUCUUUCUCGAUCGGCCGGCCUGGGGAUCGCAAAGCAAAGAGCCACCGCAUCCACACCCACACCUCACCCCCCACCACACGCACGCACGCACGCACCAACAUAGGCAAACCAUUCGUUCUCCCUGCUGCCGUUUUAUUAGGAAACUCUCCCCUUUCCGUUUUAGCUUAGUGUCCAGCUGCAAACUUCUCCCCCCAGCUUCUCUUGCUCAGUGUGCAUCUCUCUUUGUAUUUCACUGUGCUGGCCUGCUUUGUUCCUUCGUUCUGGUUACUAUUGGUUGCUGCUUCCAAGUGACGUACCAGAGUGGUGGUUGGCGUUUCAGUAUGAUUUGAUAAGGUUUGGGUCCUCACUCUUCUUGAGCCUCUAAUGCUUGCUUUGCUUCCAAGAAGCCAUCUAUGCUUAGCUGUAGCCCUGUGCCAUGCAAUGCAUGUCGGCUAAGCCUAUUCUAUUAAUUGAUCAAAUCGAGGCUCGCAUUUCUUAGUGUUGACCAACAUCCUGUUUUACUGUGUGCUUUAAACGAGUAGAGAGUACUUGAAGAUACACAGCCUACCUAAUACUAGGAUAUAGUAACUUUUUUGGUCUAGCUAGUUUAUUCUCUGGGACUGGGACUGGGAGAAACCUGUAGAACAACGCCGCCUACGGCCCUAGUCUCUCUCAUGUGCAUCUCUGUUGCAAUGUCCGUGCCUGAUUGCUGCUGCCAUGCCAGGUUACCUUUGCGUAUAGGAGUAUUUUUCUUUGGUGGGGAGGUGCGGGUAGGACGAGCAAUCUUCUGACCUUGUCCGGACCGGUGUUCAUGUCGCCACUAUUUAUUCAUUCAUUCAUCCAUCCAUUUUAUUCUAAUCGCGCCGCUGCGUUCAGUUUCAGGCCCUUCUUUUUUUAAAAAAAAAUCGGUAUCUAGUUAUCUACAACGUUUGACACCUCCUCCCGGACCUCAAGAUGACCGGCAACGCGUCUUAUCAGCAUCUGGGACUGGGAGUCGACGCCACGAUGCGCAGCUGCUUCGCCAGCGGCGACGGCAGUGUUAUCAGCAGCGCCGACGCGCCCUUCUUCCACGUCCCGGAGUACACACUGCACGGCGGCGGCGGCUUUGGGUUUGGCGAACCCGCAGCGGACGUCGCCGCCUCGAGCUUCUUGGCGGAUGGUUCGGUGCUGCUCGCCGGCCAGCUGCUCCGUGCCACCGCACUGCAGAGCGUGUCGCCGGAGGAGAGGCACGGUGCCUACUACGGCGUCACGGGCGGGUCGUCGUCGUACGGCCCGUCGCCCUGGGAUGUCACCGUUGCUCACGCGCCCAGCAGGAUGACCAAGCAGCCUGUCGCUGGAGAGCCGGAAGGCGGCUGGAUCCACGAGUCUUCGUACUACUGCCCGGCGACGUGGUUCUCUGGCGACGGCUUCCGGGACCCGUUCGCCGGGGCGGCGGCGAGCGAGUUGUCGCUCAGGCUGCGCGCUGGGUCCUCCCCGACGGCAGGUGCGGCGAGCGUGAGCCUGCCGGAUCAGUCCUCGGAGGUGAGCUGCUCCGGCUUGACGCAUUGGAGUAGCGGCGGCGGCCCCGGCAUGUUCCAGCUUCCUUGCGGCGGCGCCGGACAGGUGGCGGUGGCGGCACGUCCGGGCCCCAUGCACUUCUCGCAGGUCCUGUCGCGGUGGUCCGGGUACGCGGACGUCACGCAGCAGGUGUUGGACGAGUUCGUCAUCCGCCUGCUGCAAGACGUGGCCGGGUUCGCCGGCGGCGGUGAGGCGAGCUGCCCGCUGCCAUCGUCAAGUUAUUGCUCCAAGACGACGUCAUCCAACCCGAACCCGUCGGUGUUUGUUAGCUCGGAAGAGCACCACAAUGAGCUCAAGAACGACUUCCAGAAACUGCUACAGAUAAUGGACCAACGGUGCAAGCAAUGCCUGGACGAGAUCCAGAAUGCGGCGUCGAAGUACGGCAGCCUUGUGCGCCCGGGCGGCGGCGGCGGCGCCCUCUCGACGCUGUUUGCGCAGCGCGCGGUGUCAGCGACGCACCGGAGGCUCAGGGCGCGGAUCACCGGCGAGAUCGCGGCGGCCACGCGGGGAGGUAAUCAGCCGUCGUCGUCGUCGUCGCUGUCGCUGGCCGACAGGGAGCGCAGCUGGGAGUCGGCCUUCAUCCAGAAGCACUGGGCGCUGCGGCAGCUCAGGCGCGGCGACCAGCAAUCGUGGCGCCCGCAGCGCGGCCUGCCGGAGAAGUCCGUGGCCGUGCUCAAAGCCUGGAUGUUCGAGAACUUCCUCCGCCCGUACCCGAGAGACAAGGAGAAGGAGAUGUUAGCAGCCAGGAGCGGACUGAGCAGGAGCCAGGUCUCCAACUGGUUCAUCAACGCCCGCGUUCGGCUGUGGAAGCCGAUGAUAGAGGAGAUGUACGAGGAUCUCAAGAAGGCCUCCGCAGGAAUAAUGGAGGCCUGAACAAUUAAGUCAGCAGCAGGGAUGCAGGUAUAUAAAGAUAAGAUGGCUGUUUCCAGAUACAAGCAUCGCUGCAUGCCACCCUGCGAUCUACCCAUAUAUAUUUGUAAUCUCCCUGGCGUGUUUAUAUAGAACUGCCGGAGUCUGAAUCCCGUGCCGGUAGUGAAGCCGGAUCAUCGCCAGUUCAUUUAAUUUGGCGCUUGCAUGCUGUUGGUCGAGUGGAACUAAGAUUUCUUGUUAUUUAUUUAACCUUAAAAUUCCGAUCAAAUGACUCAUAUCUCGUUAUUGAUA
This is a messenger RNA of Zea mays, 3238 nucleotides long. RefSeq lists its product as uncharacterized. The coding region runs from base 1475 to 2950 and encodes 491 amino acids. Gene Ontology annotation, biological process: regulation of DNA-templated transcription. Lineage: Eukaryota; Viridiplantae; Streptophyta; Magnoliopsida; Poales; Poaceae. The record is from RefSeq and is a predicted model, not a curated record. Gene Ontology annotation, molecular function: DNA binding. The transcript is spliced from 4 exons.